This is a messenger RNA of Cercospora beticola, 1176 nucleotides long. Its product is annotated as alpha/beta hydrolase. Gene Ontology annotation, molecular function: hydrolase activity. NCBI's taxonomy places the organism in Eukaryota, Fungi, Ascomycota, Dothideomycetes, Mycosphaerellales, Mycosphaerellaceae. The record is from RefSeq and is a predicted model, not a curated record.
CGAGGUCCUUACACAUUGUUGACCCUCCACCUGUAGUACAAUUAGAGAGACACCAUGAACCACCUCAAGCAGAAAUCUCACCAAGCGCCAAGCGGAGUCAAGUACAACUACUAUACAUCCCCAGCUCAAGACAACAAACCAACAAUUCUCCUGUGCCACGGCUGUCCAGAUUCCUCAGACCUCUGGGCGGACCUGACCCGAGACUAUCUCGUACCCAACGGCUUCGGCGUACUCGUGCCUGAUCUCAUCGGCUAUGGCCUCUCAGACAAACCCGACGACAUCAACCUCUAUGCUCUAGACUCCAUCUGCAAAGACAUAAUCUCCAUCCUCGACGCCGAGAAACUAGAAAAAGUAGUAACACUCGGCCACGACUUCGGAGCAUUUGUGUCCAGCAAAUUGAUCACAUACCACCCAGACCGCAUCUCUGGCCUGAUCACCCUCGGAACAGCUCACGCUCCUCCUUCGCCCGAGCCAUUUGAUUUCGAGAAAAUUCGCCAAAUGCAGGAGCAGUAUCUGGGAUAUUGCUCAGGCUGGUAUUUCCCACUCUUCACAUCUGAUAAAGGUUACGAAUUGAUGGAUGCGCAUGUGGAUAGGAUGUUCACUGCUUUGCACGGAGGUGGAGAAAGGAUGAAACAGGUUUGCUGUUAUCCUAAUGCCUUCGAAAACUGGUUGAAAGAUGGAAGUGAUGGUACAGAGGCUGUUCUUCCAUAUGCUCAGAGCGGAGAGUUUCGCAAGCAGUGGAUUGGCAGACUUGAGAGGGACGGAUUUCGCGCGCCGAUGUUGUGGUAUAAGGGAGUUGUCAAAAGUUUGACGCUACAGCGAGACCAGCAGGCAUUGGAGGCUGGCAAUCACGUUGUGAAAGUACCGUACUUGUUUAUUGCAGCUUUGAAGGAUCCGCUUGCGCCGGCUGUCGCGAUCGAAGGUCUGAAGGCACAAGGUCUUUUACCAGAGGUGACUGUGAAGGAAGUACAAGCAAGUCAUUGGCUGAUGCUCGAGAAGCCACAAGAGACUGGUGAAGCAAUUGUGAGUUGGCUGAAAGAGAGGUACUGAAACUAGAUCGAAUGAGAGAAUUAUAAUGCUCUCGAUCUCUAAAUAGUCAUUGACGCUCGCGACCUUUUCUCAUGCUGCACCAGAAGCGCUGUCACCCGAGUUAUGAUUGAGCGGGCAACCAAGAUU